AAAAAAAAAUGACAAAGUGGUGGUUUGCUUUGGCCCCAAUUUUUGUGCGACCAAAUUUUGUUUGCUUGCCCUCUCCUACGGAACAUUUUCUGCACAGGCUAGUGCCGGUGGGUCAAGAAAUCAGGCCAGUAGCAAGACGACAAUGAUUGGGUUGGAAAGUCGGGAAAGAAGUGAGGGUGAGGAAGCUAAUGGAGAGGUUCGAGUUAACAGGCCAGACCCCUCUCUCCCCGUGGGCUUAGAUUUCGUCUGAACACCUUGUCGUCCCUUUCUGUAACGUAUAUUAUCAGUUUGUGUCAACUUGUCUGGAAUGUCGUUCGCCGAAUAUUUGCCAAAAAAAAAAAAUGAUUUCAGUUUCCCAACGAAGUUAUUAACAAAGUUUGCAAGGCUCAGAGCAUCUAUUACUAUCCUGGAGAGGGUGCAAACUAUAAGGUAGUUGAUUAAUUCCAGAUUUUCCACUUGUUGAACCCUCAGCACCUACAUAUGGUGUUUAGAGUUUAGUUUAGGGGUUGUCAUGAGUGAAUUGCAAUCCAUUCGGCUGUGUCUAUUUCAUUUGAGUUGCCUUAUCUUUUGAAAGGCAAUUACUGACCGACCUGACCGAUGUCAUCUCCGAUCUUUAACAAGAACCCAUUCCUGUGUUAGUUGAAACUCCUUGGGUUGCGGGGCAAUGCGAAGUGGACGAGGGUCAGUGUUCAGAGAUCUUCAGAUAUCCCGGAACUGAAUUUUCUUGGCUUCCUGUCCUCGAAAGAAAAGUUGAACGUCUCCAAAGAUCUGCAAUCCCCUGAGCGGAACUAAAAUCUAGUAGAAAUGGCGGCAACUGCAAAUGAAAGGGCCUUGGGUCCGAGACAGGCCCAAUAUACGGGAACUUUGAAAAAUCUCAAUCAAAAUGGCGGACGUCGAUGAUAGAGGUUCGGUCGGCGACGAAGAAGGAGGCAAAGAUCUCUGGUCGGCGAUUUUGAGUGACGUUUCAAGUUCAGCAAGCCGAAAACUUCCAUCCAACAAGUCGAUAGUACUGCUAGGAUACGAUGGUUCAGGGAAAACGACGUUAAUAUCCAAGCUUAGAGGAAAAGAAGACGAGAUUAGCAAGGGCCAUGGACUGGAGUACACAUAUCUUGAAGUUCAUGACGAAGAGAGAGACGACACCACUCGGCUCGGGGUUUGGAUAUUGGAUGGUGACCCUCUUCACAGAAGUCUUCUGCAAUACGCACUAACACCCAAAAGUGUUAUGAACACUGUUAUCGUACAAGUUGUGGAUAUUUCUAGACCGUGGACUAUUAUGGAAUCCUUGCAUUCGUGGACGGAGGUUCUGCGAGAGCAUAUUCACUCGCUGAAACUUUCACCAAAGGAUUUGAAUGAAAUGGAGGAGCGAAUUGUGCGGCAAUUUCAAGAGUAUGUGGAACCAGAUGAGUCAACUGAGGACAAAAGGAGGUCAGGAAUAAAGGAUGAGGACAAAGUUCUUCUUCCACUUGAUGAAAAUGUGCUUACAGAUAAUCUCGGUAUACCUGUGGUAGUAGUUGUCACAAAGUCGGACUGCAUGUCUGCACUUGAAAAAGACAGAGAUUACAAGGAAGAACACUUUGAUUUUAUUCAACAGCACAUAAGAAGGCACUGCCUAAAGUAUGGUGCCACCUUGUUCUACACAUCUGUCAAAGAGAAUAAGAACUGUAGUAUAUUAUACAGAUAUUUAGUUCAUCAAAUAUACGGUCUGCCAUUCAAUAGUCCUGCCCUGGUUGUGGAGAAGGAUUCAGUGUUCAUCCCAGCAGGAUGGGAUUCUAUAAAGAAAAUCAACAUUCUGAGCGAACACUUAAAAGCAAUCCAGCCUGAGGAUGCAUUUGAUGAUCACAUCGUUAAACCACAGUUGAGAAAGCCAAUACAAGACAAAGAAAUUCUUGCAGAGGACGAGCAAACAUUCCUGACAAAACAACAGCAACUGCUUCAAAAGAUGCCUGCAACAGUAGCAUCUGGUAUAGCAAGACAACAACCGGACAUUCCUAAGCCCCGUGGUCCUGGGAUGGGGAGUCCCAGUGGCAGGAUAAAUACAGACAGACGGCCUUCAGCUGGAAUGUCCCCAGGACCAAGAGGACCAAAGGUUGAAGGUGGGAAACCAGGAGCAGGCGGUGCGGCCAGUGAAGGAGUGUUGGCAAAUUUCUUCAACUCGCUCCUCAACAAGAAGAGCGGGACUGGUGCGGCCAUGGGGCGAGGCGGCACUGCCGUGAGAAGCGACGCCGCUGCCGAGUUGGAUCGCAUGAACAGAGCGAAGAAAAUGGUGCCCCAGGGCAACGCGCCCAACGACACAACGGAGUCAUCGUAGAAGGUGUAGCAAUUCCUUUAGUAACCCAUAGUAGAAUAUACAGACUGUUAUUGAGCACGCAUUGCGUGCCUGUGGAAUUUAUUUUGUAUAAAGCUAGGCUAUUAUAAUUUGUUCAGGUCCAGAUAUAAAGGUGUUCAGAAGACAAGUAGAUGAGAUGUAUACGAUACAAAGAUAUGUCGGGGGAAUAGUCAGUAGCCAAGAGGAAAGCCGUGGUAUGUGAUCGAUCGAUCGUCGGAAGCUUUAAGAGAAAACGUAAAAUAAUGCGAGAAAUGAACUGUAAGCUACAAUGUAGAAAGCGGCUUUCCAUGGUAACUAGCAUAAGGUUACUCGAACAGGAAUUUGUGCUGGUAUGAAAAACCUUUUCCAUUUUCCUUCGUCGUAUUUGUGAUGGUUUAUGUCAGUGUGUGCGUUGCCAUCACUCUCGUAUUGUGUACUGAUGGUUUUCUCAGCAACCCAAGAAAAUAGAAUUGGCUGAUGGCGCCGUGAGGAAACUGAGGUGUAAGGUUGCUUGACUUCGUCGGCCGUUAAAGUCAUGGUUUUGUUGUCAGCAAACGUUGAUCAGAUGAAGUAAGUAAGGCGCACGUUCGUCAAAACAAAACAAAAAAAUGGUUACUACAGUUGUUAAAUACAAUUUAAGGCCGUGUUCUUGCUGAUCUUGUCAGUGCAAUCAAGUGAACGACGGCUGUUUUUGGCAAAUCUCAGUAGAAAAACUCGGCAGAAUUUUCGUCUUUUACUAUCCUAUCAAAACAAGGCUUGAUCAGUCGCGAGUAUUCGAUAAAUUGUCUUGUCAGUAUGGCCAAAUAAGGUUACAUCAUGUUGCCUAGUAACUUCGAUGACACGCAAACCGCUGGCUCGGAUAAUUUUCAGAGAUACAAUUCCGAUUGAAUGAUGUAGCUUUGCUCUCGUGCUUGAGACGAUGAGAAAUCAAAUCAAUUCUUUCCUUGUUCUCUGUAGUUUUGUUGACCCAGUUUGUGAAGGCCGAAUUGAACGUAAACGACAGUUGCCGAAAUAGAGUUGGAUGAGGGUUUUGUUAUUCCUUUAUUUACUCUCAUCCUACUCAACAAGAUUGUGUACUCAAUGUGGCUGCACGAAGUUGUACACGCGUCCGGCUCCUUCUCGCAACACGUUGCGCAACUCAACAACGUUUUUAAAUAGCAAUGUAUUGACACUGCUGUGCGAUAAUUUGCGAGAAAAUGUUUUCCUUAGUCAUGACCUUAGGGUAAAUUGUGGACAUUUAACUGAGCAUCCCUCACGCAUCUUAAAUUUAAAUUAUUGGUCUGAGAUGUUUUUCUAUUCAUUCGGAGCUAUCUCCUGUCAGUUUCUUAACAUUUUAUACGAUCGAUAUUUUUCUGGAUCGUAAUUGUUCAGUACUAGUUUUGGGUCGGAUAAUGUUGUGUAAUUUUUCGCCGUCGUCUGCCGCAGUAAUUUGAAAUAGAAUUUUAUACCUAAAUUCCUUUAUGGACUGUUUGAAAGCGGUUAUAUUGCUCCCAGUGGAGGCUUUCGCCUCCCAGGAUACUAUAUAAUG
Molecule: messenger RNA, 3833 nt
Organism: Orbicella faveolata
Lineage: Eukaryota; Metazoa; Cnidaria; Anthozoa; Scleractinia; Merulinidae
Product: cytoplasmic dynein 1 light intermediate chain 2-like
Biological process (GO): microtubule cytoskeleton organization; microtubule-based movement
Cellular component (GO): cytoplasmic dynein complex; centrosome
Molecular function (GO): dynein heavy chain binding
Source: RefSeq, a predicted model, not a curated record